Messenger RNA from Coniophora puteana RWD-64-598 SS2, 1660 nucleotides. Its product is annotated as DUF580-domain-containing protein. Bases 1 to 1560 code for a protein of 519 amino acids. NCBI's taxonomy places the organism in Eukaryota, Fungi, Basidiomycota, Agaricomycetes, Boletales, Coniophoraceae. The transcript has 17 exons. Gene Ontology annotation, biological process: transmembrane transport. Gene Ontology annotation, cellular component: plasma membrane. The record is from RefSeq and is a predicted model, not a curated record. Gene Ontology annotation, molecular function: transmembrane transporter activity.
AUGGCAGAUUGGGACAAGAAUCAGUGGGGCCAGCAGCAGGCGCCUCCGUACGAUGGCGGGCUUACACCCGGCUACUCUCAGCCCUACGCCGCCCCCCUUCCACAGCAAGGACAUGGACCAUCGGCUGCCGCGGACUCCAAAUCACCCUACGCAGACGGCAGGUUUGAACCCAAGAGCAAGGCGAACGACGUGGUUUUUCUGGUAUUGUUCAUUGCACAGUUUCUGGGUUUCGCCGCCCUGUCUGGUAUCACGAUCAAUACAUGGAUCAAGGAAGGCGGGUUGGGCGGGGGCGUUGGUAACGGUUCCCAGACGGGCAGCCCUGUUACGCUGAACAAACACACCAUAUAUCUCCUGCUCUUCGUCACAGCGGCGGGGUUGUUCCUUUCAGUUGUAUAUCUCAUGCUGACGCGUGCCUUCACCAAGAUAAUCAUGCACGCGACGCUCAUCCUGUCUGUCGUACUGAAUAUCGCAAUAUGCGUAUACAUGUGGAUUACGAAGUACUAUUCGGGCGCCAUCAUCUUCACCCUCAUCGCGGUCUUCUCCGUGAUAGCCUACUUUGCCUUCAGGAGUCGGAUUCCUUUUGCUUCGUUGCUUCUGCAGGUCGUCUUGGACGUUUCCAAGCAUCACAAGAGUGUCUAUGUCGUUGCCUUCAUUGCUCUUUUUGUGCAAGCUGCUUUGAGCGUUUGGUUCACGUUCACAGCGAUUGCGACGUACACGAAGUUCACACCCGGAAAUCCCUCAUGCAAUAAUGGCUCUUCUUGCUCCUCUGGCAAAGUAGCUGGGCUGAUCUUCUUCGAAGUUUUCUCCUUCCUUUGGACUUCUCAAGUUGUCGGGAAUGUCUCCCUUGCUACUCUCGCUGGUGGCCCGUACGGAAGCUGGUACUACUUUGGUCCAAGGGAUAUGGGGGCUAUGCCAAAACAUCCUACAUUGUCAGCUUUUGGCCGCGCAUCCACAUUUUCCCUCGGUUCAAUUGCUUUUGGCUCUCUUAUUGUCACUCUGCUCGAGCUGCUGCGUCUUGUUUUAAACGCCGCAAGAAACAAUGCCAUGGGGGAUGGGAACCCCGUCACUGCGUGUCUAGCCUGUUGUGCAGAGUGUUUCGUUGGAUGUAUCGAGAGUAUGGUUGAGUACUUCAAUCGGUAUGCGUACAUUGAAAUUGCACUGUAUGGCAAGCCCUAUGUUCAAGCGGCAAAGGAUACAUGGCGAAUGUUCAAGGACAGAGGCAUUGAUGCGUUGAUCAACGAUUCGCUGGUGAACAAUACACUCAUGUUCGGCGCGUACUGCGUUGGCAUCUUGUGUGCACUGUUCAGCUAUCUCUACAUACGCUUUACGCACCCCGCCUACAACUCUAGUGGACAAUAUACCGCCCCUGUGAUGUUGUUCGCAUUCUUGAUUGGUCUUCAGUGCUCUCUUACCCUAGGAUCGGCGAUCGAGGCUGGCGUGUCCACUAUUUUCGUUGGCCUUGGAGAAGACCCGCACAUCUUGGCUGUGCGAUCUCCCGAGCUGUUUGGAAUGAUUGCGCGAACAUACCCUCGAAUUCUGCAGGGCGUGCCAAACGUCUAAUUAACAGAGGGUUACUUACGUACUUUUAGUCUCGGUUUGCUAAUUGGUUAUACGCUUAUAUCACCUAUUCACCUCUUCCUUUGAAUCUACACGGUACUCC